Molecule: messenger RNA, 2340 nt
Organism: Neogale vison (American mink)
Lineage: Eukaryota; Metazoa; Chordata; Mammalia; Carnivora; Mustelidae
Product: glutamate dehydrogenase 1, mitochondrial-like
Exons: 1
Coding region: 33-1724 (563 amino acids)
Biological process (GO): L-glutamate catabolic process
Cellular component (GO): mitochondrion
Molecular function (GO): L-glutamate dehydrogenase (NAD+) activity
Source: RefSeq, a predicted model, not a curated record
UGCCUCCGCUCUGCGGCCUCCGCCCCGCCGCCAUGUACCGCUGCCUGGGCGAAGCGCUGCUGCUGUGCAGCGCGGGGCCCGCCGCCUUGGUCUCCGCGGCGGCCGACUCGGCCGCGCUGCUGGGCCGGGCCCGCGGGCAGCCCGCCGCCGCCGCUGCCGUUGCCGCCCCGCAGCUGGGGCUCGCGCCGCCCACCCGGCGACACUACAGCGAGGCGGCGGCCGACCGCGAGGACGACCCUAACUUCUUCAAGAUGGUGGAGGGCUUUUUCGACCGCGGCGCCAGCAUCGUGGAGGACAAGCUGGUGGAGGACCUCAAGACCCGGGAGAGCGAGGAGCAGAAGCGGAACCGGGUGCGCGGCAUCCUGCGGAUCAUCAAGCCCUGCAACCAUGUGCUGAGCCUGUCCUUCCCCAUCCGACGCGACGACGGCUCCUGGGAGGUCAUCGAAGGCUACCGGGCCCAGCACAGCCAGCACCGCACGCCCUGCAAGGGAGGGAUUCGUUACAGCAUGGAUGUGAGUGUGGAUGAGGUGAAAGCUCUGGCCUCGCUGAUGACCUACAAGUGUGCGGUGGUCGAUGUGCCAUUUGGGGGUGCCAAGGCUGGUGUUAAGAUCAAUCCCAAGAACUAUACUGAUAAUGAGUUGGAAAAGAUCACAAGGAGGUUUACCAUGGAGCUGGCGAAGAAGGGCUUUAUUGGUCCUGGCAUUGAUGUGCCUGCCCCAGACAUGAGCACAGGUGAGCGGGAGAUGUCCUGGAUUGCGGACACCUACGCCAGCACCAUAGGGCACUAUGAUAUUAAUGCCCAUGCCUGUGUUACUGGUAAGCCUAUCAGUCAGGGUGGGAUCCACGGGCGGAUCUCUGCUACUGGCCGAGGAGUCUUCCAUGGGAUUGAAAAUUUCAUCAACGAAGCUUCUUACAUGAGUAUUUUAGGAAUGACACCAGGGUUUGGAGAUAAAACAUUUGUUGUUCAGGGAUUUGGUAAUGUGGGCCUACACUCUAUGAGAUACUUACAUCGUUUUGGUGCUAAAUGUGUGGGUGUUGGUGAGUCUGACGGGAGCAUAUGGAAUCCAGAUGGUAUUGACCCAAAGGAACUGGAAGACUUCAAAUUGCAACAUGGAUCAAUCCUGGGCUUCCCCAAGGCAAAGCCCUACGAAGGGAGCAUCUUAGAAGCCGACUGUGACAUCCUGAUCCCUGCUGCCAGCGAGAAGCAGCUGACCAAGUCCAAUGCACCCCGAGUCAAAGCCAAGAUUAUUGCUGAGGGUGCCAAUGGGCCAACAACUCCAGAGGCUGAUAAGAUCUUCCUGGAGAGGAACAUUAUGGUGAUUCCCGAUCUCUACUUGAAUGCUGGAGGAGUGACAGUGUCUUACUUUGAGUGGCUGAAGAAUCUAAAUCAUGUCAGCUAUGGCCGUUUGACCUUCAAAUAUGAAAGGGAUUCUAACUACCACUUGCUGAUGUCUGUUCAAGAGAGCUUGGAAAGAAAGUUUGGAAAGCAUGGUGGAACUAUUCCCAUUGUACCUACAGCCGAGUUCCAAGACAGGAUAUCGGGCGCCUCCGAGAAGGACAUCGUGCACUCCGGCUUGGCAUACACCAUGGAGCGCUCUGCCAGGCAAAUCAUGCGCACGGCCAUGAAGUACAAUCUGGGUUUGGAUAUGAGAAUGGCUGCCUAUGUCAACGCCAUUGAGAAAGUCUUCAAGGUGAACAAUGAAGCUGGUGUGACCUUCACAUAGACAGAGUGUGGCUGACCUCUUCACUGCCCUCUUCCCCUCUUCAUCUGCAGACCCUUCACAAGUUUACAUGUAACCACAGAAAUCUCUCUCUCUCUCUCUCUCUCUCUCUCUCUCGACUUACUAGAUAAAUGGACAUCAUUCUCAACAAGUCAGUUGAAAUCAGCCCCUUUGAGAAAAAAGAAAUUAAGGUUGGGGAUCAUAUGUAAGCUGAUGAAUAUGGAAGUAGAAAUUCCCUAGGCCAGAGAGCCAUAUAGGUAUUUGGCUAUCAAAUGAAGGUCUCUCCUGUCUGUCUGUGGUGGCGUGCUCUGCAGCUACUUCCAGUACGGUCAGAGCUGGGGCCAGGAACACACCUGUUAGCCAAGAGCAGCCAGUUGCUUGCUACUUCAGCUCUGGAUGAGUCUGACACAUCCUGGAAUUGGCCGCCUCUGAGCCACAGGUGUGGAGCAUUUUCAGAAGGUGGCAUGGUCCUCAAGUGAGUUACUGGUAUUUGACAUCAGCAAAAUAACUCAGUUUUACAGAUUGCGACAAAAAUAAAAGCUGUUUCUCUUUAUGCAUUUUAUUCUCUUAGAAUAAAAUAAGUACAUGCUGCUGUAAUAAAACUGCCUUUAAUCACUUA